Molecule: messenger RNA, 1818 nt
Organism: Penicillium cosmopolitanum
Lineage: Eukaryota; Fungi; Ascomycota; Eurotiomycetes; Eurotiales; Aspergillaceae
Product: LipA and NB-ARC domain protein
Exons: 1
Coding region: 1-1818 (605 amino acids)
Source: RefSeq, a predicted model, not a curated record
AUGGAAUCAUUGACUUUGCGCCCUGAACCCCCGGAUUCCUUUCGCAUCAGGCGCAAGCCCGUCUCCAACCCCAACUUGCGGGCAACUGUCGAUCCCCCAUCUCACAACACAAGCUCGCUAGCUCCGCCGCGUUCAUUGUCCAGACCCCCAUCCUACACUGAUUUAUUUGGGCCGGCACACCGAGACUGUCCGGUGACACCUCAAAGGCCUCGAACAGCUGGGGCGACAUCCUCAUCGGCCUCCUUAUCACAAACACAAACACAGGCACCGCCACCGCCACCGCCACAACUGCCAACCCCCGUCCAAAGGGCGUAUGGGGAAGCUCGGCACUUUCUCGGGGGUUUGAUCAGUCACCCAGCAGAGUCAAACAAGCAUUUCACCCUAUUGCGCCAUGGAUUUCCAGUCGUCUUCUAUCGUGGAAAUGUCACGUCGGUCGCGGUGUCUAUCUUCUCCGAUAGCCCUUUGCCGCUCGAUCGGACUCUCUGGCUGCAGAACAGAGGCUGGUCCGGAACAACCGGAAUGCGCACUAAAGCCUUGUUUCGAUUAAACGACAGUUGGCUUGAUGUCACACCAGGCAUGCCCGUACGAGCCGACCAAGUGAACCCGGAUGAUGAACGUGCUUGGCAGCGCGAUAUCAAAAAGUUUCGCAAGAAGGCUCCCCAACGUCCUCGUGAUACGCAUCAGUUGCGCGAGACAGUUGUCGUGCGAAUCCCAGCUGAGGCUGGUGAUGGUUAUUUCCAGCUGGUACUCUGUCAGGGCCCCAAGAAGAAGGUUCUAGGCAACAGUCCAGUCUUCCGUGUUCUUUCGACCUCGGCCAGCCCCCACUCCAUUCGCGGUGCUAGCCUUAGUACAAUGCCGCUUGAAGUUGGCGCAAUGGUGGUCGGUUUAUAUGCGAAAACUGCCGCACGAACUGCAGCCGCUCCCGCCUCUGCGGCGUUUGCUACCAGAGUCGAUCGAUAUCGCCCGACCUGGGUCAAACAAACUGCAGUACAAAAGGCUUAUACUGCAAGUGGUGUUGAAACACGCGUUGCAGGACUUUUCAACUCCUCUGCUGGUCCGGGUCAAGGUGUCACAGUCGAUCAAAGUGUUUCCCCAAUCGCUUGUCAAUUACCAGUGGAGGAUAGUCCACAGGCACCAUUUCCACUGACCUUCAAAGCCCGAGGCCAAGUUGACAACUUCGCACCUUUCAAUAGUCCCACAGACACUCCAAAGUUGACCCUUACAAAUCCUCCCGACUGGGUAGUUGAGCAGCUGCGUGGAUACUUUUUUGGCUGGGCAAGGUUCGACGCAACUACUGAGAAAGAUCCCUCAUUAGGUUCUUGGUCCCCCAUGAUUUUGGCCGUUCGAACUUUGGAUCCACUCCAGGCUUCACGUGUCAAUAUUUCACAAAUCUCGAAACAUAUUGUAACACUACGUUUAUUGGACGAGGUACCAUUACAGACAAGCAAGGUUCAAAUCCGGGUGUUGGGGUUCCUCAGAGUUGAUGUUCCGCCUCCCAGAGGUAGCACUAGCCAGGAACUUGCAGAUGCGCAGGCUGCGGCCGGAGAAGCAGCUAUUCUAGCUGAUGCUUAUGAUGCUGAUGUAGUGCAGAAUACCUUGGCGUAUCCAGGUUGGUCACCUGAAACCCCUAGUGCACUUGAGAUCCAGAAGCAACAAUCGAGCUGGGUUGAUCGAAGCAUGGAAGGAUACGCAAAUAUGCGGGCCAAAGGGCAGAAAUGGGUCGAUCAAGUGCCGUUGCAUAAACUUGGGGUUCGUUCAGAGACUGAUGCAUGGCGGGAGAGACAAGUGGCUGUCAAUGGGUUUUGGAUCGUUCGAUGA